GUGUGCGUGUGCGUGUCCCCGUCAUACGAUGGUGUCCCAACUUUAGGCGUUGCUACUGACCGCCAUGAUGAAAUUUCGAUUCCUUGCUCAUAUUCUCAGAGCAUUUCAAAAAUGGCUUUUACGACUUGCUCGCCAUUCUGGGAGUUCAUUAUCUGUUUUCUUGUCUUCACUCCGUCUAUUUGCUCCUUGUCGUUCAAAGCCCGGAGUUAGGAGAUCGACCACCCAACCUCGUCUUUCCCGGGGAGCUCUCCCGCGACCCCUCGAAAUGGACAUCGUAGAAGAUGAUACAUAUACUUGUUGCAGUCUUUUGCCUCCUGGUGAAAUACAGGAAGUUGCAAGAGAGCCUCUAUCUCCUUCAGAUUUACCUUACGGAACAAUUUCUCGACCAUCUCUACCCUCGCGGCAUAUAGUACGAGAGAAUACGUCGAUGUCUUUACCUGAGACAACGAUAGGAUAUCCAGGUGCCGCUGGGACAAACAGACAUAGCUCUAGGUCAAGUUUGAUCCUGAGUAUGGGAGAGAGCCCGGCGAGAUACGCCACAUACACGAAAGGGGUUCGUUCUCGCCGGGUCACAAUUUACAACUCCAUCGCAGAUCUCCACCGUAGAUCUACAGACCCUGUUGCUGUUCCGUUGGAUUUGUCUAGCCAGGCAGCACCAGUAUCCGAUCCGGUUAUAGGUGGUCAUUACAUUACUUCGCCUUGCAGCGACGAGCAAUCGGAUCCAGAGCAACGAGGCCCAGAGAUCGGCAUGGUCUAUGACAGCCCGCUCAUGGGCCUCCUGGUUGCAGAGGAAGUCGGGCGAUAUGAAAGAUAUACACCAAGGUCAACAACGACUAUCUCCUGCAUUGACUGUACUGCAGAGCUGAAAUUCAUGGCUGUACCCCCAGGAUGGACUACACUUGUGCAUCCGCAAGGUUCUCGCUACUUUGUGAAUGCAGAAAGACGAACAUUCACACAAAUGAAUAUUUGCGACGAAAAAAUAUACAGUGACAUAAAACACUUCAUGGAUUACUUGCUGCGUUCACUCCGUGAUGAAAGUGAGGGUCUGGAGCUUGACAUGGCGCAGGUGGACCUUGUGAUCGAGCCGAAGGUUUCCACCGAUACCAACACAGUGGUUUGUUGCUAUUAUUUCGCCAACCACCGUGAUAGAUGCCUCUUCUGGUUGGAUGAGUACAGCACCGAGGAUAUUCUCUCAGAAUGCAAUGGCGUCGAGAACCUUUCACACAUACGGCUUGCCAUCCAAGCACAAUAUUGGAAACAUUGUGAUUACUUCCCUUACUUGGUCCCAAUUACACAAAAUCUUGUUGAUGAGGUGAAGGAUAUGCUGAUAUAUGCCGAAUGUGACCACCUAACCUCUCGUCACUCUACCGCGCCAUUCGAUGUCAUCGAAAUCAGAGACUAUAUAUCUAUCAUAGAUAUGAUCAAGGUCCAUCCCCCUGCGGACGAGAGCACGCAGCGAUGUCACGCUGCCAUUGUCAUUGGCCGAAUCAUGUAUGCAUUCAGUCGCAAUCACUUUAUCAACUCUCACGGGGAGAACUGUGUGAGAUUGGCCUUUGAACAAACAGUCCAUCCAUACGCACCAUCGUUGUUGAUAGUUAUUAUUGCACCCCUUUUGUUUUUGGACCCUAUGGCUCUAGUCCGAGAACUGCACACAAUAUUUGUUGACAAUAUGCCUUCCUCAGACCGGUGGAAUACAUUCAACUUAAACCUGAAUGGGCAGCUUCAGGACUCUACUCUUCUGGCCACUGUCUUACUCAAUGCCAAUGUUGGGUUUCUCUCUAUCGGCAGCGUGGCAAGCUACAUGUCUCUUGUUUCAAGCUUGGGAAGUAUGAUUCUUGGUUUGUUGCUUGUUUCGCAUAAUCGAACCAUGGGCCAAUUGGGCACAGUCCUUCAAACGGAAGUUUUUCUAUCAGGACUUGGCGAGAAAGAACGCAGACUGGAAAGGCUGGCCAUAAUUUACAGCCUUCCGAAGACGUUGCUCAUGUGGGGUAUGGUCUUCUUCUUUGCGGCAUUCUCCAUCCAUUGGUGGAGCCCCGGAGAUCAAACUACCAGAGCCGUUGUUGGUUCUGUGAUAAUGGUCGCACUUGUAACGAUCUUGUACGGUAUCAUUCGAGCCAAGUUCGGAGGAGAUCGCUGGUGGCGACCGCUGGUACUGCCACUCGCAAGAAUCGGCGUGGGACUAUCAACUUGUCUGGCUGACGCUAUGGAGCAAGUCAUGAUGUCCACCGGGAUGAGAAAAUCUCUCAUUGUCCAAGAUCCUCUAUCACACACUGAAGGGUGCAGCACCUCCCAUCCAACUACUCCACCUGAUUCACUACCCAGCCCAGACGAUCAUGAACACCAUCCCAACUCUUCUACCCCCCCAACCCGGUCAUCCCAACCCACUACUUCUGUGGAUUUACCUGCACAACCACAUGAUGGCAUUCCCGCGCUUCCACCAUCAGAUCCACAUACCAGCCCAGGCGAAUUGUCAGGCGUUGGCUCGUUGCGGCAGAUUCGGGAUAUCCAGCUUGUAUUCCGAUCUACUGCAGAGGUUCGCUAUGAACCUGAUGCUGCACCCUCAGGCGUGCCUGGCCCUUCUUGUACAGAAGGAAGGGAGGUUGCGAACUACACCGCCAAUGUGGUCGAGGAGCCAGAGGGAUUAGAACCUUCACCAAGCUAGUCUGCGGCUCCGGAGUGGGCGUGUCGUGAAAAGACAAAAAGGGUUUAGCUCCGCUGUCCUCUUGAGCAAGCGAAGGGCAAUUGUAUAAGCGGACAAAAAGAUAAAAUCACCACAAGCAUUUCAAGCUUGUCUAGAAACCCAGGGGUCAUGGUGAUGCACUCGACAACGAUGAUCAUAACAAAGUUCGACCGUAGCUGCUAGCAGUCCAGCUGGAGAAUUCAAAAUGUUUCUACAGAUGUGGCCGCGCAAUUACAUGGAACAUAUCGCCGACAAUAUCUACGUGCAAGUGACCACUUCUAAGAUGGCAUGCACGACUGAAGCAGGGUCGAUCUGAGCUUCUUGAGUAAGGUCACCCUGGAGCAACAGGUGAAAGACUGUCAGUU
Suillus subalutaceus is the source of this 3045-nucleotide messenger RNA. RefSeq lists its product as uncharacterized. The record is from RefSeq and is a predicted model, not a curated record. NCBI's taxonomy places the organism in Eukaryota, Fungi, Basidiomycota, Agaricomycetes, Boletales, Suillaceae. The transcript is spliced from 15 exons. Bases 65 to 2662 code for a protein of 865 amino acids.